This is a messenger RNA of Leguminivora glycinivorella, 912 nucleotides long. RefSeq lists its product as uncharacterized. NCBI's taxonomy places the organism in Eukaryota, Metazoa, Arthropoda, Insecta, Lepidoptera, Tortricidae. Bases 155 to 652 code for a protein of 165 amino acids. The transcript has 2 exons. The record is from RefSeq and is a predicted model, not a curated record.
UAAGAUGAUAAAAAUGAAUGAUAUGGCGGAGAUGAAUGAAUGCUGGAAUGAAAUGGCUGUAAGUUUAAGAAGUGUGGCGAAGGACGUACUUGGUGAAACAAGAGGGAAAGGAAAGAUUGAUAGAGAUACAUAGUGGUGGAAUGAUGAUGUGCAAAUGGCUCUGAAAGAAAAGAAGAAUGCUUUUAAAGAAUGGAAAAGUGUGGAAGAGGGUAAUGAUAGAGAAAAGGAAAGCAAGAGGUCAGCUUAUUUAAUAAGUAAAAAGAAGGCCAAGAAAGCAGUCGCAAUAGCAAGGGCCAAGGUCCAAGAUAAGCUUUAUAAACAUUUGGAAAGCCCACAAGGCCAAAAAGACCUUUAUAGAAUAGCAAGAGAGCGGGAGCGGAAUGCAAGAGAUAUCAAUCACAUGAAAUGUAUGAAAGAUGAAGCAGGAAAGAUUUUGACAGAUGACAAGAGCAUAAGAGAGCGCUGGAAGAACUAUUUCAAUAAACUUAUGAAUGAAGAGCAUGACUGGACAGGCGUGCUAGAAAACGCUAGAAGUAAUAUCGGUAUGGUGAAAGAGAUUACUGUAGAAGAAGUAAGGAUGGCAGUGCAAGGUAUGAAGAAUGACAUCGGACAUACAGGAGGAAGCACCCUGGUGUAUGCUGUUCGCCGAUGACAUUGUUCUUGUUGGGGAAAAUGCUCUUGAGGUCCAGAGCAGACUGGGAAAAUGGCAAGAAAGACUGGAAAGUGUGGGACUGAAAAUCAGUAGAACCAAAACGGAACAUAUGUUCUGCGAUUUCGGUGGUCUAUCCAGUUUUUCCCCUAUUGCCUUAGAUGGUGACCUACCAGUCUGCUCCGACUUCCGGUACCUUGGUUCAUUAUUCCAAAAUGACGGAAGCAUCGACCGCGACGUGAAAAACAGAAUAAAUGCGGGAU